AGAAUUUAAUUAAAUGAGAUGUUGCUGCUUGUCAAUCAUUAUUCUUCUUCCUCUGAGCUUGUGAAGUCAUAACAUUCUUUGUUUUCUGCUGUGUUUGCUAUGUUGCUGUAAACCACAGCAGGAGGGGCUUCAUUUGAGCUCUGCAGGUCUUGUGGUCUUUGAAGAGUUUGUGAAAAUGAACAUCCCAUGAUACGGUGUUAAUUAUUUACCGAUGCUGGGCACUUAAAAUUGCAGUCCCAAACUGAGAAAUCUGGAAAAAACCAGCACAAAAGAAUCAAAGCAACACUCAAUAUAAAAGCGUGCCAGUACCAUUUAUUUUAUUUUUUUUAUAAAGACAAACCAUAGCUGUUCCAACUCUCUUUAUUAGUGAAGUUUUAGAAUAUAGUACAUGGAAGACUUUGGGCUCUUUCAAGAUAUGAUACAGAUUAUCUGUGUCAGGAUUGGUGGAGGUGGAGAUGAGGGAAAGCCAAAAUGCAAAUGGUAAUAAAUGCCAACAAGAAAUAAAAUCUGACAUCUGAAGAAUAGAAGAACCUGCUCACAAAUGAAAAGAAAAUCAAAACAUGAAUACUAGAACCUAACAGGACUGAAGCAUGGGGAAAACGAUAAUCAAGACUAGAACUGAAGACAAGACUAGGAGAAUGAAGAGAUGAGAAAAGGCAUCAGAUACAUGUUUUCGUAUCGAGCAAAACUGCUAAGAGCAGCAAAAAAUAAUAUCCCAUUAUGGGUUGUUUGUUUUUUUCUUCAGCAUGUAUGGCAACAAAAAAUCUGCCUCCAAAAACUCUUCCAUUUUCAACAUCCUCAUCUGUGGAGCAAGUAAAAUGAGUUCAGCUGGGGACUACAGUUACGGGACUGAUGAUGUGAAGGAAGAUCCUCAACACCACCGGAAAGACGGGAGCUUGACUAAGAAGGAGAAAAAAGAAGGACUGAGAAAUCUGGAAAAAACCAGCACAAAAGAAUCAAAGCAACACUCAAGAUUUGCCUUGACUGAAUCCGUUCAACAUGAUCUCCGUAAGAUAAGCAAUGCACUAGAUCAAGUGAAGAAGGAACUUGAAUUUCUUGAAAAAAGGACGAAUGAAACAAAUGAAGAACUUAAAAAAGCAAGGAAGGCUGUAUAUGAAAAAGAUGAAGAGAUGAAAUCAUUGUACGACAGAGUGGCAGGAGAUGUUGCUUCUUCAAUCAAAACAGGAAAAGCCAUCAACCUUAACAAUCCAGUUAGUAAACCAAGGAUAAUAGAAUUAUAUGAAGACCUGAGGUGGAACUGGCCAAAAAUCAAAUCUAGUCUGAGAUCAAAGGGAGGAAAUGAGAACUCGUCUAAAGUCAGAGAACUGAUGCAGAAAGAGUUUUACCAAGCGAAGGCUGAAAUGACAGAAAAGAUUAAUCACAUAGAUGGAGUAUUUGAUCUGAAUAUGGAAAGAAGUGAUACAGCAAAUCCAAAGGUAAAGGAGUAUCGACAGUUAACUAUUUAGAAUCUGCAACUUGCAAUCUACAGUGAGAAACAACAGGAUUUGAAGAACCCCACACCACUACAUCAAUGUAAGACCUUUCAGGAUGUGGAGGAUUAUUUGA
Gambusia affinis (western mosquitofish) is the source of this 1566-nucleotide messenger RNA. RefSeq lists its product as uncharacterized. The record is from RefSeq and is a predicted model, not a curated record. Lineage: Eukaryota; Metazoa; Chordata; Actinopteri; Cyprinodontiformes; Poeciliidae. The transcript has 11 exons. Bases 747 to 1466 code for a protein of 239 amino acids.